This is a messenger RNA of Fusarium sp. VM40, 321 nucleotides long. NCBI's taxonomy places the organism in Eukaryota, Fungi, Ascomycota, Sordariomycetes, Hypocreales, Nectriaceae. The record is from the annotation of a GenBank genome assembly.
AUGGCCGCUGAAACCCCCGCGAAGUCCGGUCUGGCCGUUGGCCUCAACAAGGGACACAAAACCACCCGCCGUGUCGUCAAGCCCCGUGUCUCCCGCACCAAGGGCCACCUGAGCAAGCGCACCGCUUUCGUCCGUGAGGUCGUCAAGGAGGUUGCUGGUCUUGCCCCCUACGAGCGCCGAGUUAUUGAGUUGCUCCGCAACUCCAAGGACAAGCGUGCCCGUAAGCUCGCCAAGAAGAGACUCGGUACCUUCGGCCGUGCCAAGGCCAAGGUCGACGAGCUCCAGCGCGUUAUCGCUGAGUCUCGCCGCACUGGUCACUAA